AUGAUCUCGCAGGAUCAUUCGAAGCUGGAUUCAAAUAUGAUUUGUCGUCAAAUACAAGCACUAGUCCAACAGCAACCAAGCAUCAAUGUAUCGGUUUUAAUAGCGGAGAUAAAAAAUCGAUACGGAUACACAACGACAUAUAGGAAAGUAUGGACAGCUAAGCAAAAAGCAGUUGAAGCAGCAUUUGGCAAUUGGGAGGAGUCCUACAACGAAUUACCAAGAUGGUUAUCAGCGUUGCAACAGUUUGUUCCUGGGACAAUAGUUGAUCUUGAGACCCAGCCAGCAUACGAUGGACCUUACCUGGUACGUGAUGCUCAAAUCUUUCAUAGAGUUUUUUGGAGCUUCUCCGCCUGCGUGGAGGCUUUUAAAUAUUGCAAACCGGUCAUCCAGAUAGAUGGCACCAUAUUUAUGGCAAAUACAAAGGCACUUUGUUGUUGUGUAACACCACAACAAGGAAUAUGCUUUAUAUCUGAUCGCCAUGGAUCCAUCAAAUCAGCUUUUAGAUCACUUGGCCGUGAGAUGAGUGCUCCUCAUGCGUACCAUGUUUACUGCAUUAGACAUAUCUCGGCCAAUUUCAUGCGUCGUUUCAGAAACAAAGAAAUGCAACGGAUAGUUGUCAAUAUUGGUUAUUUGCAAACCAUUCAAGAUUUUAACUAUUGGUAUGGUUUACUACGGGACAACGAUGAAGAGGCGACGAGAUGGUUGGAUAACAUACCGCGGGAGAAGUGGGCUCAAGCGUUCGAUAAAGGAGGGAGAAGGUAUGAUCACAUGACAACCAACUUCGCAGAAUGUGUUAAUUUAGUGCUUAAGGGAACAAGAAACCUUCCUAUAACAGCUAUGGUUAAAUCAACAUACUUCCGACUUGCGGAGUUGUUUCUGAGAAAAGGUGUACAGGCACAAGCUCAGAUCGCAUCAGGCCUUAUCUUCUCAGAAUCACUAAUGAAGGCAAUCCAAGAAAAUCAACAAGUAGCGUCCAGCAUUUAUGUACGUCAAUUCGACCGUGAAGAGAAGUCAUUCAUGGUAGAUGAGAUGUCACCCCCGCAAUAUGGGAGACAAUCUAGCACUUUUCGCAUCAACCUAAGAUCACAUUGGUGCGAUUGUGGUGCUUUUCAGACGCUACAUUUUCCAUGUCGACAUGUCCUUGCAGCAUGCUCGCAUAUUCGUCUACACUGGGAGGAGUAUGUUGACAAUGUGUAUAGGCUUCAAACAGUUUUUAAGGUAUAUCGUAAAGAGUUUGAGCCAGUAUCAAAUGAGGGAUAUUGGAACCCUUAUAAUGGUCCACGUCUACGUCCUAAUAUUAUGAUGAGAAGACCGACGAAAGGAAGACCAAAAUCUACAAGGAUUCAUAACGAGAUGGAUAUUAGGGAAGAUGUUCAGCGAAAACGUCGUGGUUCAUGUCGAAACGAAAGGACAUAG
Dioscorea cayenensis subsp. rotundata (Guinea yam) is the source of this 1416-nucleotide messenger RNA. RefSeq lists its product as uncharacterized. The record is from RefSeq and is a predicted model, not a curated record. The transcript is spliced from 3 exons. NCBI's taxonomy places the organism in Eukaryota, Viridiplantae, Streptophyta, Magnoliopsida, Dioscoreales, Dioscoreaceae. Gene Ontology annotation, molecular function: zinc ion binding. The coding region runs from base 1 to 1416 and encodes 471 amino acids.